CAGGUACAGACAGGUAUGCACCGCGGCAUGGCACAGUUUCAACCCUGCUUAUCACUCAUCGUUGUUCACUGAUUGUUCGUCACACUUGCUCACACGCCGAAUCAGCUUGAAUCAGCUGAUAUAAGCCGAUCAAAGAGGCGGAGUCGUCAUCGAAAAACCUCCUCGAAUUUCGCCAACGAUUUGGGAGCAAAAUGUCGCUGAACACGGCUCACGCCAAUGGCGGUGUCCUCAUACAUUCCGGAGAAUGUAUUCUUCUAUUCUGCGACAAUGUCACAAUGGAAUUCCAUGGGCAAGAACAGCCCGAAUUCCUCGGAUCCAAGCGUGGACGACUUUAUCUUACCACUCAUCGAAUGAUCUUCAAUGCUAAAGAUCAGAAGGAGAAGAUGCAGUCGUUUAGUUUUCCUUUCGUCACGUUAAGUGACGUAGAACUGGAGCAGCCGAUGUUUGGUGCCAACUAUAUCAAAGGAAAGUGUCGUGCUCAGCCUAAUGGCAAUUGGAUCGGAGAAUGUAAAUUCAAAUUGCACUUCAAAAGCGGUGGAGCGAUCGAGUUCGGCCAGGCCAUGUUGCGAGCUGCUAGCAUGGCUCAACGCAACGGAGGUACCGGAUUCGAUGCUCCUCCUCCGUAUCAGCCUCCUACCUCGAACUGGUACGCGGCUCCACCUCCGGCUUACCAAGCUGCUCCAACUGGAUAUUAUGGCUGGAUGCCACCUACCGAUGUGUUUCCAGAUGCACCUCCAGCUAAUAGCGUGUUCAUGACGGAUAUGCCUCCACCUUAUCCUGGCAUCAAUGCACCGUACGCCAGUGGAAAUCCACAGCAGCAACCACCGGCAUGGGGCCAGCAAAUGUCAAACGGAGCACCUGGGUGGGGCAAUCCCGGCUACAACCAACCAAGUGCUCAUGGCCAGCCGAUGUCCCAAGCAGGUGCGUAUCCGGGUUAUGGCUACGGACAGCCUCCCUAUCAGAGUUAUCCUCCAAACCCGCCACCUUACUCUCAAUAUCCGCCAACUCAACAAGGAUCUUACGGGUCGUAUCCACCACCUCAGCCGGGACCUUACGGCUCGUAUCCGAACCCGUAUUAAACUAUUACUUGCGCUUUUUUUUUUUUUUACGAGCAAUUCACGUUUAUUGCACGCAUAAAUCACGCCGCGUCGAAACGCUCAAGUACUGCUCGUAUUGAGCGCUUCCCUAUUGCGGCGGUACAGCAUAAACGAUAUUAACAUAAUCUAUUAGUAUGCAACUUGAACUUCAUGGUUCGAUUUUUCUAUAUAUCUCCCUAUAUAUAUGUGUGUAUUUAAGCGGGUUUCAAGUUAACUACCUUGCUUAGACCUUUAAUCGUUCAGCUAGCACAAAGUAACGCGUAUUUAUAAUCAUUAAGAGAUGUAAAUACUAUUAAUACAAAGUGCACAAGUAUUGUUUCCUACGUUAUCAUGUGCCGUACCUUGUCACGUCAGGCCUUGACGGAGCUGACAGCACUGGUUGACCAAAAGCGAUAUUAAAUGUUACUAAAGAAGA
Molecule: messenger RNA, 1512 nt
Organism: Orussus abietinus
Lineage: Eukaryota; Metazoa; Arthropoda; Insecta; Hymenoptera; Orussidae
Gene: Wbp2
Product: WW domain-binding protein 2
Exons: 4
Coding region: 192-1079 (295 amino acids)
Biological process (GO): positive regulation of DNA-templated transcription
Cellular component (GO): nucleus
Molecular function (GO): transcription coactivator activity; chromatin DNA binding
Source: RefSeq, a predicted model, not a curated record